GGGGCGUGGCCUUGGCGCCGUUGAGAUGGCGGCGGGUUGGAGCUGACUCCUGCUGAUUCCUCCUCUGCAAGGGCUGAUCAAAGGCCACCAGCAGCAGCAGCAGAGCCUGUGGAGGUGGAAGCAGAGCUGCAGGAAGCCCCAGAGCCAUGGGGGACAGCUCCCCUCCUUCCCCCGGGCUCCGGCAGGGCCUCCCGCAGGAGCCAGCCCCCAGGGCCAAGCGGCUGUCGGAUUCCGCCGUGCAGGUGCAGGCCCUGCAGUCAGCCAAGAAAGCCUGCGUGCUGAGGCGUGGCUGCAGCACUCCAGAUCCAGCAGGGAACCCUCUGCUGCCUUCCCCAGGCUCUGGCUGCUCCCUUUUCCUGGAUGAGAGCGGGCAGGACGAGCUCGGCGCCGGUUUCUCCGUCUCCAAGUACGACGACGUGGCCAUUUCCCUGGACAUCAGCAGGUGCUUCGAUGACAGCGAGCUGGACGAUUCCCUGCUGGAGCUGUCGGGCAGCGAGAAGGGGAGCUCUGCCUUCGAUUACACCGAGGAGGAGAUCCAGGAGAUCUUGGCAGAUGAUUCCACGGGAGCUGAGGAGCAGCACCUCGCCGGGGAAAGCCGAAAUGCGAGCGCAGAGAGCGACAAGGCCGAGAGCAGCGGCUGCACCGCGGGGACAGCGCUCAGUGAGGUGGCCUCAGAGGUGACAGAGGAGCCCCAGGAGCCCCUCUCAGGCUGUGACCUUGGCUUUUUGAGGGGCAGUGUUGCUCUGGAUGGGGCCCAGCUGCAGCAGGAGCUGGACCUUGACCUGCAGGAGCUGCUGAACCUGAGCCCGUUCGCCGCCGCCUGCGCCGGGGAGGCUCUGGAGGAGAAUAACCUGGAAGGAGAAACUUUGGAUGCAAUGAUAGAUGACUGCUUGGGAUAUUCCACAGCUGCUGGGAGCUGCAUUCCUGAGAAAUCCACGGAAGAGGCGAUGCCUAAAGGCCAGGAAAGCCUGGCUCAGGAUUGCCCAGGAAAAUCCGUGCCUUCAUCUGACCUCCCCUGUGGCCAGAGCACAGGGGAUGAGGGUCCAGCAUCGGUGUUGCCACCAAAAAAAGAACUUCCCAAAGCAGCAGUGAGCUGUUCCUCAAGGAAAUCAGGCUCUCCAGAGGGUGCUGAAGGGGAAUCCACAGGAGCUGAGCAGCCACCAGGCAGCACCAAAUUAAGUGGCACAGCUGUAGGCCAGACUGAAGAGCCACCCAGUGGGAAGAAAAGUGGCAAAAUAAUUCCUGUCCCACAAGAGGAGGAGGAAAGGCCAAAACAACGGAUCUGCAUUUCAGAAGCUCAGCCUGAGCAAAAGAAACAUUUCUCUCCAGGCUGUGCCCAUCCAAGUGAGGAAAAGUGUGGCUAUUACCUCAGACCCCGAAAUCUCCCAUCCCCCAGGCCCAGCUCUCCCCGAGUCCGCUUCACCUGGGGCCCUUUUGGCAGGAGCAGGUCGGAGCCUCCGCUGUGCACCAAAAAAUCCUGAGCCCUGGAGAGGAUCCUCAAUCCCUUCCCCGUGCUGAGAACCCCUCCCUGCCCUCCAUUAAAUGUUUUCCUCAUUAUUGUUGGAUUUUAAUUGGACAGAGAGGAGCCCCACACGCGCUUUACAACCCUGGCUUUGUUAUGGGCGCAGGUGGCAAAGGAAGAGGAGCCCACCCUCUUCCCUGUGAGGGGAAUCCAUGGAUUCCCCAUGGGAGCUGUGGCAUGGAUGGAAAGGGGUGGGAAAAAGAGCAGGGAGAAGUUUUAUUCCAUCCCACUGCUGCUGUCACACAGGAAUUGGGGGGAUGCUGAAGGUUUGUGUCCAAACCUUGGGGUGUCUUGUGGGGUCAGGGAGGUACCCGGGCCACAAAGGCAUCGCUGAAGGAAAGGAAGAACCUGUGGAAAUGUCAAACCCUUGGGGUCACCUCAGGCCAGCCGAGCCCAGGCCAUGGGUCUGGAGUUAAAGUGUAUUUCUGGAUUUCUUUCUCCAGCCAAGGGGUCCCCAAAACCCUCUGAAUUCCCCUCUCCCAUGGAGGUGCUUGGAAUCGCAUCCUUCCUGAGCUGUGCUGUAUUCCCAGCAUUUUCCAGUUGGCUCAGCUCCUUUCCCAAGCAGCUCCUUCCCUGCUGGGAAGGGUUUGAGCUGCCUCAGAGCCCCGGGGACGUGGGCUGGUGAGCUGAGGCUCCAAAGCAUUUCAUUCCCUGCUUCCCAGCUGCCCUUUCCUGCAGGAAGCACUGCAUUCCAGCCCUAAUUCCCAGCAGCUCUUGAUUUCUGCACCUCAGCCUUCCCUGGGGAUACAGGAGACGAAAGGACACGACCUGAAAGGAGCAUCCCUAAAAUCCAUGUGAUGUUUUCUGCCAGCCCCGCCGCCCUUUCCCUGGGUGUGGAUUCACACAGAGCUCCUUUUGCUGCUUCUCUGUGCUCUCCCAGCACGGAUCCCAUCCGUGGACGUAAUUGCUUGUGGGUUUUAUGGGAUAUGUGGGAAGGGCUGGCACAUUGCUCAGCAUUCCCGAGGGUUUUGAUGAAGGGAGCCCCAGGGGGAUGUGUGGGAGCAGGGAUCGCUCCCAGCCCCAUGGGAAGAGGAGUUGUUUGAGAUCCAGCGAUUUCAAAGAGCAGAGAGGCCAACUGGUGGUUCUUGAGCUGGGAAAGAGGCAAUUAUUUCCUGCUGGCCGCUCAUUUCCCUAUAAAAAUAGGAUAUUAAUAGGCCACCAGCCCCCUCCUGCCCACCCCUUUGCUCGGUGGCUGAUUCCCCAGGGAGCAGCUGCCCAAACGUGCUGGAAAUGCUGCCAGGCAGCGUGGAGCCUUUUCAGGGAGCACAGAGACUGUGGUCAGCCAGCCAUUGGGAAUUCUGUGGGGCACAAGGAAGGAAUAUUUCUGCCCUGGAGAGUCCCAGAGGCAGGCAGGAUUCUCUCAGGUCUCCCCAGUGCCAUAAUUUGGGUUUAAAUGCUGCCAACUCGGAGCAAAGCCGUUCCCAUCAUGGCAUGCUUUAUCCAGGAUCCAAAUAUCCAUGGAGAACUGGGUACCACGGGCUUUUCUAGCUCCUCUUGUCCCAGUAUCAGAGCAAUCAGAGGGGGUGAGGAAGCCAUGGAAUUUCCUGGGCAGUGCUGGAUGCUGACCCCAGACCUUCCCCAGGAUUUUGCUGCCUGCUCCCGGCCCAGCUCUGCUCUUGUAUCCCAAUUUUUACUGCACACUUAAAGGUUUGCAGCUUCAUUGCUCAAUAUAUUUCUGCUUUCAACUGAAUUAUACUCGAUCCAGGCCCUAAUUCAGCCUCUGGGCACUUCAUAAACCAGCAAGAGUUUGUUUAGCAAUGAACAUCCCGAGGGUGAGGAUGGAUCCAGGACCAGCACAUGGAAGGCACUGCCACAGAGUGCCUGGUUAAUAACUACAAGCACAUCUCUCUGGGAGGAAUCUCCCUUUUCCACAAGCGUAUUCCCAGCAGGAGACAGUGUUUGGAAGAGGAUGGCUCAACCUUGGCUGCCUCUCACAGCACCAUCCCUGCUGAGAGCCUGACACCGGGGUGAGAAACCUCCACAUCCCAAUUAAAUCCCUCCUACGCCGAAAUCAAUAAAGUGCUUACGCCACCGUCAGCCAGCCAGGGAUCUCCCCGGCCUCUGGGAUGGAGGGAAAGGGCAGGAAUGGGUUGGUUUGUUGUCUCCAAAUAGCUGAGAGAGCUUUUGCUGCUCUCUUGAGCACGCUGAGCUUGCUGCUCACCCUGAUCCACGUGUGAUCCCAGCUCCGCGGGCUCGGGGGAGAACAUCCAGCUCAGACAAGCUGGGAACCAGCACCUAAAGUUAGAUUAUCACCUUUGCUUUGCUCUCCUUCCCCCACGAGGCUGGGGGGCUGCCUGGGGAGGGGUGAGGACACACUUCAGAGCUGAGCAGAGACCAGAACCCAGCCAGGAGGGUUUGGCACCUUUUCAGGCAGCUGAGGUGGGGGAGCUGUGAAGGGGCUCCUCAAACUGGAGCUUGUGCAGGUCCUGAGAGCCGGCCCCGAGCUGUGCUGGCAGGGGAGGUUUUACCUGAGUGCUGUGUCACCUCUGCUCUCCAUCUGACAAAAAUAGACCUGACCUGAGCUGCUCUAUGGGCUGGCACCUCGCAGUGAGGCUUUUUGCAACUCACAGGGGCCGUGGCCUAUUUUGUGUUCUUCCAUCAUCAUCAUCAUCAUCACCCCAGUACUCUUUGAGCCCUGAGCGCAGCCCAGCUCCCCUCUCUUCAUUAGCUCAGCCUAACGAGGAGGGGACUGCUGGCAGAGCAAGGGCAAAAUUAAAUCCUAUUCCUGACUUGCCAACCAUCCCGAGUGUUUCCUCAGGGACCUUCUGGAGCAGUGGGAAUGAUGGGAGGGCCUCGUCCACCCAGGUGGGAUUUGGGGCUUGCCAAAGAGCGUGGGUGUGAUUAUUUCUCAGCCACCCUGUCCUCCUGCUCCUGCUUUCUCUCCUCACUCACCUUGGCAUCACCUUGGCAAAAAAAUGUCCUGCCUGGCCAAAAUCCCUGAAUUCAGAGCAGGGCCUGUGCUCGGUGCCACUCACCAGCCCUUGCCCUGGCAUUGCACCAGUCCCCUCCCAGGAAUGACAGCUUUAAUCUUUCAUGACAGGAAUUAUUUUAAACUCACUCACACAAGCUCUGGGUCCAGAGGGGACGGACCCUGGAGCUUCCAUCCCUGCCUGGGAGUGAUUUCCUCCCAGAGGCUUUCCCAGUGACUCUGGUGGCCUGGUGGUCACAUCAUCAGGCAGGGCUGGGGACACGGGGCUGGUGGUGACGCUGCCACUACCUCUGUGUGACCUUGGCAAAAUCACUCUGUGCCCUCUCCCCUCUGUGUCUGCUCUGGAGAUCGAGGACAGCAUGAGUUCUCUGCCUCACCUGGGUGCAGGGACAGCUCAGGACCCCUGGCACGGGUGACACAGGAGGAGCAGGCAGUGAGGGGUGCGUGGCACCUCACCAAAGUCACACAGCUCACCGUGAGCUCCCAGGAAAGUGGCACCGACACCUCCCAGCCCAGGCAGGAGCAGGACGUGGUUAUGGGCAGGAACACAACUCCCUGUUUACUCUCGGAUGCAGCCGAGGUGAUCCAAGGAUAAGGAAGAGCAGGGAAGUGGCCUAGUUUACAGAAAACCCCAAGUGCUGUCACAAUCGCAGACGCCUCCAUUGUGCCGCGGUGUUUUCCUCAUCGCUCCCUCCCUUUGGGAAUGUUUCAUUAAUCUCCCCGGAUCUGGCAGUUGUGAAGCAGCAACUUCAGAAAGGCAAUUCCUGGCCAAGGACGGGUGGCAGAGCUGAAAGCAUUCGGGGGUUGCUGCAGCCCCGACGAGGCCAAAUGCGACUCCAGCAACUUCCAGGGAUGGCUGGAGCGAAGGAAUUUCCACUCCCUGGAGCUCUGCAUCCCUAAUAAUCACCCCCAGCCCCCUGGAAUGCGAGAU
Prinia subflava (tawny-flanked prinia) is the source of this 5382-nucleotide messenger RNA. RefSeq lists its product as uncharacterized. The coding region runs from base 147 to 1481 and encodes 444 amino acids. The transcript has 5 exons. Lineage: Eukaryota; Metazoa; Chordata; Aves; Passeriformes; Cisticolidae. The record is from RefSeq and is a predicted model, not a curated record. Gene Ontology annotation, molecular function: calcium-dependent protein binding.